Messenger RNA from Diospyros lotus (date-plum), 2513 nucleotides. RefSeq names its product coronatine-insensitive protein 1-like. Bases 469 to 2253 code for a protein of 594 amino acids. Gene Ontology annotation, cellular component: SCF ubiquitin ligase complex. The record is from RefSeq and is a predicted model, not a curated record. Lineage: Eukaryota; Viridiplantae; Streptophyta; Magnoliopsida; Ericales; Ebenaceae. Gene Ontology annotation, biological process: SCF-dependent proteasomal ubiquitin-dependent protein catabolic process. The transcript is spliced from 5 exons.
AAACAAAGAAAGAACUGUUUGCAACCAUCGCCGUCGGAUCUUUAUUUCCGAUAUAAAGCUUUUAAAGGCAAAGAGAUAAAUAUGGGAGCUUUGGACGGGACGUCCAUUUCGCCCUCCUUUUCUCUGUCGGCUCUGCUAAAGACGAACAAUGCUUACGUGUUUUGCAUCUUUGGGUUCGAUGCUUCUGCCUCAAUCUCCUCUCACCGGAUCUAAUUUCAUUUGGCCGGUUUUGAUGGCAGAAAUCCGUGACUUCUAGCGGCUUUCUUGCCACCGGAGUCGGUUCUCUUUUGGUCCCUGAGUUUCGCGGAUUCUGUCUCAGAUCGCUUCUGAACUAAGCUCUCCACUGUUUGACUUCGAUUUAUGGAGUAUCCUUCCUCUAAAGUGUAGAGGUCGAGUUUUGUUAUUGUGUUGAUCUUCGCUGCAGAAGUCGAGGUGGUUUUGGAAGACGGUAGAGACGUGAAGAGGAGGAUGACAGAAAGUAGUACCGGUAACAGUGCUAGUGAAGCAGCGGUGGAUACAGUGUUUGAGUGUGUGGUAAAUUACAUAAAGGACCCGCAUGACCUCGGCGCGGUGUCGCUGGUUUGCAGGAGGUGGUACGAGAUCGAAGCGGCGGCGCGGAAGCACGUGAAAAUCUCUCUAUGCUACGCGGCGACGCCGGAGAUGCUCCGCCGGAGGUUCCCUAAUCUGGAGUCGCUAAAGCUAAAGGGGAAGCCGCGGGCCGCAAUGUUCAAUCUGAUACCCGAGAAUUGGGGAGGAUAUGUGGCUCCCUGGGUGGACGAGAUUGCGGCGUCGUUUAGUUCCUUAAAGGCCCUUCAUUUUCGCCGAAUGAUCAUCGCGGACCCCGAUCUUCGGUUGCUUGCCCAAUCGCGUGGCUCUGCUCUAGUCUCACUCAAGCUUGAUAAAUGCUCGGGCUUUUCUACUGAUGGCCUUCUUCAUAUCGCCCGCGCUUCCAAGAAUUUAAGAACCUUGUUUCUGGAAGAGAGUACUAUCACUGAGAAAGAUGGAGAAUGGCUACACGAGCUUGCUUUGAACAACACUGUUCUUGAAACUUUAAACUUUUACAUGACAUAUCUUACCAAAGUCAGAUUUCAAGACCUUGAACUCAUAGCCAGAAACUGUCACUCUCUAGUCUCAGUGAAAAUUAGUGAGUUUGAACUACUGGAUCUCGUUGGUUUUUUUCGUGCUGCAGCAGCAUUAGAAGAAUUUAGUGGGGGAUCAUUCAGCGAGCAACCAGAAAUGUACUCUUCUAUUUCAUUUUCCCCAAAGUUACGUUGCUUGGGUCUGACAUACAUGGGCCGGAAUGAAAUGCCUCUUGUGUUUCCUUCCGCAUUUAGACUGAGAAGAUUGGAUCUCCUGUAUGCACUUCUAGACACAGAUGACCACUGUAUCUUAUUUGAACGGUGCCCAAACUUGGAAGUCCUUGAGACUAGAAAUGUUAUUGGGGACAGAGGAUUGGAGGUUCUUGCUGUGUGUUGCAAAAGAUUGAGGAGGCUUCGUAUUGAGCGUGGUGCUGAUGAACAACGGUUGCAGGAUGAAGGAGGAGGAGUUUCGCAUAGAGGAUUAAUUGCUUUGGCGCAUGGCUGCGCAGAACUGGCAUACCUGGCUGUGUAUGUGUCUGAUAUUGACAAUGCAUCUUUGGAAUGUAUAGGUACAUACUUGAAGAAACUGACUGACUUUCGCCUGGUCUUGCUUGAUCGGGAAGAAAGAGUCACAGACUUGCCACUUGACAAUGGCGUUCGAGCCCUACUACAGGGUUGCCAUAAGCUAAGAAGGUUUGGCUUGUAUCUUCGACCAAGGGCCCUUACUGAUCAGGGACUGGGUUAUAUAGGGCAAUACAGCCAAAACGUGAGAUGGAUGCUUCUAGGCUAUGUGGGGGAAUCUGAUGCAGGACUCCUGGCUCUGUCCAGGGGCUGCCCUAGCCUGCAGAAACUGGAAAUAAGGUGUUGCUGCUUCAGUGAACGUGCUCUAGCACUAGCAGUUUUGCAGCUAACUUCUCUUAGGUACUUCUGGGUACAAGGGUAUCUAGAAUCGGAAACCGGCCUAGAUAAUAUUCUAGCCAUGAAUCGUCCCUUCUGGAAUAUUGAGCUAAUCCCAGCCAGAGAGGAAGUUUUUACUGAUCAUUUUGGAGAUCAAGUACUUGUCAUUGUGCAUCCUUCACACAUACUCUCAUAUUACUCCCUUGCUGGGCAAAGGACGGAUCAUCAAGGGACCGUUGUACUUAUGGAAGAAGCCCUCCUUUAUAAUAAUUCUUAGAUCUGUGUGUGGGUAUGUGUGCGUAUUCUAUCUAUAAGCAAGUGUCGACUGUUGUUUGGUUAUUCUGUUAAAAGCGCGUGGUUACAGCUUCCUGUAUCUUUUCCUCUUGGCAAGGGGGUUUUCGUUUUUAUUCGCCUGUAAUGAACCAUGCUUAAUUUUGUCCUGUAAUUUGAACUACUUUUGAGAUUUAACAGGGCUGCAUGCCCUCUCAAAUCGAGUGUAUUCUGAAAAUAUUGAAAUAAUUUAUAGUGCCGGGCAAA